AUGCGGCGCCAUGGAAGGGCCGGCGGGGGGACAAAAGUGGCACCCAUCUCCGACACGGUGUCGCUCAUACACUCCUUCGAUUCGAUAGCGAACCCGAAUCGCCCGGUACGCCCGUCACCGCUUGCUUCGUCGCACAUACAGGCACUUCCACUGGAUCUGGUCGACCGACUCCGAUCCUUCCCUCUCUUCCAGGCUACCCCGGAAUCCUUCCUGAUCGAGGUCGGGCAGCACCUCCGCCCGCAGCUCCAUGCGGUGAAUGACUAUAUUCUGACAGAGGGGGACGAUGCGAAAGCCAUCUACUGGCUAGUCCGGGGCGCCGUGGCCGUGACGUCCCGCGACGGGGAGAGUAUCUAUGCCGAGCUCCAGGCGGGUGCGUUUUUCGGUGAAAUCGGUGUCUUGAUGGACCGGCCACGCACGGCCACGAUCAUCGCUCGCACGCGAUGCCUCCUGGUAGUCUUGACCAAAGAAGACUUCCGCAACAUUCUUCCGCGAUUCCCGGAGGUGGAGCGAGCAAUCCGGGACGAAGCCCAGGAAAGGUUGAUGAUUCUGGAGAAGAAGAAAAAGGAGACCUCUGUUCCCGCACUGGAUGUCCAGCCUCUCAGCCGGAGAGGUUCCAAACGAGUGAGAGAGAGCUUUUCCAAGGACCUGACCAUCGCUGACGGGGAUCUGACCUUCAAAACCGUGAACAAGAAGCGCAAGUCACCCAGUCCCGGCCUGACAGAUGGAUCAUCAUCCAGUGCUUUGGCCAAUGGCCUGGUUAACGUACGGCGAUUACUCACGGAGCUACCUUUGUUCUCAGGCCUGCCACCGGACAUCCUCCAUUUCCUGGGACUGAACGCUCAGCCGCGAACUUAUCCCCCCUUCACCGAUAUUAUUAAACAGGAUUGCGCAGGGCGCGAGAUCUACUUCAUUGUUCGAGGAGAAGUAGAGGUCCUGGCAGACAGGUCGGAAGGGCAGCCGCCAUCCAGGAGAUUGGCCGCGCUUGACAAACCGCAAUUGGAUGUCAAAGCCCGCUUGCACCAAGGACAAUACUUUGGCGAAGUCGUGAGUCUCUCGCUGGCACCACGCCGCACAGCAACCGUUCGAUCGGUCUCUUCGGUCGAGUGUCUGAUGAUCAGCGGUGAGGUGCUAUCGGAAUUCUGGGAGAAAUGCCCCCAGGAUGUUCGCGAGCAGAUUGAACGGACUGCAAAGGAGCGGCUGCAGAUGGCCGCGGAUGGCGAUGUGAUCAUGACGGAUGAAGGAACCCCAUCCAUCAGUGACCUCGCCAUUGACGACAGAUUCAAAAUCACCGCGUCCAGACGGAAGUCCAUGCCGCUUCUAACGCUCACCGAAACAGAAUUGGAUGGUUCGCACAAACCCGCUCAGCCAGAUGAUCGGCCGGUACUGCAGCCUCUGGAUCCCGAUCCAUUCCUGAAUAUCGGACUGGAUAACGUUCGACUACGCAGUCGUCGGGGGUCGGUCGCGCCACUUACCCCAGAAGAGGCUUCAGGAGAGCAGCAACGGCAGUCGCCUCCGUCCGAGCCUCGCUCGUCUGCGUCGUCUCUUCUCGCUCUCCCAGACACUCCUAUCCUAUCAAAGGCACAGAAGAUCCAACGUCCAUCUCGAGAAGACAAUUGCGGGACCCUACCAGACAAUAUCCUGAUCAAAGUCUUCCAGUACCUCGAACUACAUCACCUGCUACGUUUACGAGCAGUAUCGCUCCACUGGUCUGAUAUUCUUACCAAAUCCAGUGAAAUACUCCAGCACUUGGAUCUCGGCAUGUACAAUCGAACUAUCACGGAUGAUGUUCUCACAAAGUUGAUUUGUCCCUUUGUUGGUGACCGGCCUCGUUAUAUUGAUAUCAGCAAUUGCUUCCACAUCACUGAUGAAGGAUUCACUGCACUAGCAAAUGCCUGUGGCCCAAAUCUUGCAGCGUGGAAGAUGAAGAGUGUGUGGGAUGUCACAGCCUCGGCCAUCCUCGAGAUGACUGGCCAUGCCCCUGAGCUUGAAGAGGUGGACCUGAGCAACUGCCGCAAGGUCGGAGACACGCUCCUAGCUCGUAUUGUUGGCUGGGUCGUUCCCAACACCGGUAUGGGCUUGCAAAAGUCCAGUGAUAGUAAGAUGAAAGCCACGAUACAAACAGCUGCAGGGACGGUAUUUGGUUGUCCCAAGCUGAAACGUCUGACGCUCUCAUAUUGCAAACAUGUGACGGACCGCUCCAUGCAUCACAUAGCCUCGCAUGCUGCGUCUCGGAUUGAAGAAAUUGAUUUGACCCGCUGCACUACCAUCACCGAUCAAGGAUUCCAAUAUUGGGGCAAUGCGCAAUUCAGUCGGCUUCGAAAAUUGUGUUUGGCGGAUUGCACAUACUUGACGGACAAUGCGAUAGUUUAUCUGACCAAUGCUGCCAAAGGUCUCGAAGAACUGGAUCUGUCCUUCUGCUGCGCCCUUUCCGAUACGGCAACUGAAGUCUUGGCCCUUCAAUGCUCUCAACUGACGUACCUAAACAUGUCCUUUUGCGGCUCUGCGAUAUCCGAUCCAUCCCUGCGCAGCAUCGGUCUUCACCUCCUUUCACUACAAAGGCUUUCUGUCCGUGGCUGCGUUCGUGUCACAGGAGUUGGCGUGGAAGCUGUCACGGAAGGCUGCAACCAGCUACAGUUCUUCGACGUCAGCCAGUGCAAAAAUCUUGCGCCCUGGCUUGAAACCGGUGGUAUUAUGAAAUAUCAACACCGAGUACAGUUCGACACUGUCGCUCAAAAUAAGAGACUUUUCCGCUAA
Penicilliopsis zonata CBS 506.65 is the source of this 2754-nucleotide messenger RNA. RefSeq lists its product as hypothetical. The record is from RefSeq and is a predicted model, not a curated record. The transcript is spliced from 2 exons. Bases 1 to 2754 code for a protein of 917 amino acids. NCBI's taxonomy places the organism in Eukaryota, Fungi, Ascomycota, Eurotiomycetes, Eurotiales, Aspergillaceae. Gene Ontology annotation, molecular function: protein-containing complex binding; protein binding.